UGAAACCGGAGAGGAUCCAGGCAACCCGACCGCUCGUGAAUCUUCCAUAUUUAUACCAUAAAACACUAUUUCUAAAGAGGUUACUUUUGAUCACUUAUUAUUUUUAAUAACUCUUUUCUUCUACGGGCCUUUAGUUUUUCGCUGAGCAAUGGCGAGAACUGAGAAGGAAAUCCAAGUUAAACAGGAAAUUAUCGAGCUGAGUCGCAAGAUAAAGUCGAGGACGAACGAUUCCCAGACGCCGGCUUGCAUUGUCAACUUGUCAAGCUCAGAUUCUGAAUCCGACUCUGACUCCGAUUCGGAUGCUUUAUCCGACAAUGAUAUUGCCGGAAUUUUUAACAAAAGGCCUCGGGAGUCUAGGGGGGAAAUUUAUGGAAACAAGAAGAAGAAGAAUAAGAGAGGGAAGGAUUUAAGUUUUGUGUUGCCGGUGGGAUUUCUUGACCCUUUGCCGGCUAAAGAACCGGUAUCGAGAGAUUCAGAGGCUGUGUUGACGUUGCCUGCGCCGCCGCAAAGAAAUGCUGUGAUUGUGAGCGGUUGUAAGCAGUUCUGGAAGGCGGGGAACUAUGAUGAAACGCCUUCUGGUGACUGGGAGUCGGCUACUGGUGGCAUGGAUCAUGUCAGAGUUCAUCCUAAAUUUCUACAUUCUAAUGCAACCAGUCAUAAGUGGGUUCUUGGAGCUUUUGCGGAGCUUUUAGACAAUUCAUUGGAUGAGGUCUGCAAUGGAGCAACAUACGUGAACAUUGAUAUGGUUAAAAGCAAGAAAGAUGGCAGCAAAAUGUUGUUGAUUGAAGAUAAUGGUGGUGGGAUGGAUCCGGAUAAAAUGCGGCAAUGCAUGUCUCUUGGGUACUCCGUGAAAAGCAAUAUGGUAGAUACUAUUGGACAAUAUGGAAAUGGCUUUAAAACAAGUACUAUGAGGCUUGGAGCUGAUGUCAUUGUCUUCUCACGAUGUUCUGGGGGAGAAGGGAAAAGGCCUACGCAAAGCAUUGGAUUAUUGUCAUACACAUUUUUGAGAAGCACUGGAAAAGAAGAUAUUUUGGUUCCCAUGCUUGAUUAUGAAAGAAGAGGACAAGAAUGGCAUAAGAUAAUUCGAUCUUCCGCGGGUGACUGGAAUAUAAAUGUUGAAACAAUAGUCCAAUGGUCACCAUUUUCAAGCGAAGCAGAUCUUCUUCGGCAGUUUAAUCAGAUGAAGGAUCAUGGUACACGGAUAAUCGUAUAUAAUCUAUGGGAGGAUGACCAGGGUCUGCUGGAACUUGACUUUGAUACCGAUACUCGUGAUAUUCAAAUCCGAGGCGUCAACAGAGAUGAGAAGAACAUAAAAAUGGCACAGCUGUAUCCCAACUCCAGGCACUUUCUUACAUAUCGGCAUUCAUUAAGGAGCUAUGCAUCUAUUCUCUACCUCAGAAUUCCUCCUAGCUUUCGAAUUAUUCUCCGAGGGAAAGAUGUUGAACACCAUAAUAUAGUGAAUGACAUGAUGAUGUCCCAGGAAGUUACUUAUCGUCCACAGCCUGGAACUGAUGGGGUCCUAAAAGAUGCUAACAUGGUUGCUGCUGUCACUAUUGGGUUUGUAAAGGAUGCAAAAGCACAUAUUGAUGUUCAGGGUUUUAAUGUUUAUCACAAAAAUCGACUCAUUAAGCCAUUUUGGAGACUUUGGCAUGCUCCUGGUAGCGAUGGUCGUGGAGUUAUAGGUGUGCUAGAAGCCAAUUUUGUUGAACCAGCACAUGAUAAGCAAGGGUUUGAGCGUACUACAGUUCUUGCAAGACUGGAGGCACGACUGAUACAAAUGCAAAAGACAUAUUGGUCGUCAAAUUGUCACCACAUUGGCUAUUCUCGACGACGAAAUAAGAAAGCUUAUGAAAGAGAGAGCUCUCCUGAUUCUUAUUCCCCAACUCGUCAAUCAAAAAAGAAUGUUACUUCUUCAAGUAGCAAGACACCUAUCAAGUCAGUGGAUAAGGGUCAUAAUAAAGGGCAUGUGUAUGGAAAGGAAGACAUGAAGAAAAAAGCAUCUGGAAAGCGACCAAAUUCUUCCGGAUCAUCAUCUUCUGGUGAGGAUGUCAGUAAUGAUGAUGUGCAAAUUAACAUUUACAGGAAUCGAGGCAAAUUAUCUGGAAAAGAUGGAUCUCCAUUGGCCUCUGGCUUGAAAUACAGUGAAUCUUCGGGAAAUAACUUGCCUGGCAUAAGGCCUGGCCGAACAACCAGAAAUUUAAUGUCCCAGGUCAUCGAUCAUCUUUUGCAUCAUAGCCUAGGCACUACACGUUUAAUGUUGCAUGAAUGGAUACUAAAUGACGUGUUUGGGUGUUCGAGUGUGUGUCACGCAUUCCGAUGUGCGGAGAUAUUCAUUUUGGUUAAGCUUUCAGAAUGCGGGACAACAAAAAGUCGAGAUAUUUUUUUGGCUGGUUUCUUGGCAAGUGAUAUACUGUUUCCAUUUGAUCAGCUACACGAGGCAAAUCAAAAAAUUCAGGAACUGGUCAAAGAACAAGAUAGUUUUAUUGAUAUAUUCUCAGAAGAACGAGAGCGUCGAAAUACCGAGGAAGAAAAUUUGAGAAAGAAAUUGAAGGAGGCAUCAAAUACCAUCCAAGAAUUGCUCGACAGGGUGAGACUAUUGGAGAAAAGGUCUUCAAAUGGAAAACUGGACCGUUGAGAAAUAGUGAUAGGAUUCUGCGUGGUCCAUUUCUUUUUUAGAGCAUCAGUGCUUUCAAAACACGUUAAAAGUGUGCGAACGUACUGAAGGCAUGUAAUCGCUUUUGAUAAAGUUGAGGAGCACCACUUUUCCGAGACAGGUAACUGAUGCCUGGUUCUUUCUAUGUCUUCUCAUGUUCAUAGAUGACUUGACGUUAGGUUAGUAUUCAGGGAUGUCAAUAUUAUUCCCUCUUACGUACAGCAAUGUCUCAAAUGAUUUACUAAUUUUGUGUAGCUUUACCCAGAUUUAUCUAAUAUGGAAAAUAUCCCUCCUUUCUGCACUUCA
Olea europaea var. sylvestris is the source of this 2959-nucleotide messenger RNA. Its product is annotated as protein MICRORCHIDIA 7-like. Gene Ontology annotation, molecular function: ATP hydrolysis activity. The record is from RefSeq and is a predicted model, not a curated record. The transcript is spliced from 19 exons. Gene Ontology annotation, cellular component: nucleus. Bases 149 to 2635 code for a protein of 828 amino acids. Lineage: Eukaryota; Viridiplantae; Streptophyta; Magnoliopsida; Lamiales; Oleaceae.